AUGAGCAUGAAGAUAGCCGUACUCCUCUUUAUUCUGCAUACAUCCAUGGAGGAGGUGGUUGUGGAGACAAACAAAACGCGAAUUUUGAGGCAAGCAGAGCCUCAGGACGCCACACAGUGGCAGGAUGCUAACAGUCUUCCAAUUAGCGAGGAGGCCGUAAAUGCCGGUGGGUACGCAGCUCCACGAUGCGAACCGAUAACAGUUCCGAUUUGCAGCGGUGCCUUUUAUGAGUACACUCGAAUGCCCAACAUCCUAAACCACGAGACUCAAGAAGAGGCUGGUUUGGAAGCUCAUCAAUUCUAUCCUCUAAUUCACAUCAACUGCUCAAAGGAUCUGCACUUCCUCAUUUGUUCCAUCUACACACCCAUCUGCAUGGAGGGCUUUACCCAAUCGCUACCACCCUGCCGGUCAGUCUGUGAGCGCGCCAAAGCCGGUUGUGGACCUAUUAUGGGUUACUACGCCUUCACUUGGCCUGACAGAAUGCAUUGCGACCAGUUUCCCGAACUAGACAACCCCGAGGGCAUUCUCUGUAUGGAGCGUAAUCUCACUGAUGCCGAGCGGGUCGAGUUUGAGUCCUUACAAGCAGCUCGUGAAACUUCAACGGUAGUGGGAGAGAGUAAAGCGACAGCAAGGGAUCAAAUUAUGUCGAAAGAGUUGGAGGCGGCAGCUAGGGCUAGCGGAGAUGCAGACGGAAAUUCUGAGGCUCUUAGCGUUUCCGGUGCUUGGCUUGACUGCUCCUGCGAUUGUCGUCAUCCAUUAGUGCCGAUUGUUGCUAACAAUGAUAGCCAACUAACUCAAAUAUCAACCCUGGGAUUUCAAAGUUGUGCGUUGCCCUGCCAUUCCAUCCAUUUUCAGACAGAAGCGGAUCAGAAGUUUGUGGAUUUCUGGCUAUGGUUGUGGUCUGUCAUCUGCCUCAUUUCAACUCUAAUAACAAUGCUCACCUACUUAACUAACACCAGCAGGUUCCAGUACCCAGGCCAGCCGAUAAUCUACCUCUCCACGAGCUAUUUUUUUGUCUCUGUCGGCUAUAUUCUUCGUAUGGUAGUUGGACACGAUGGAGUGGCGUGCACAGCGGUUACAACACUCCUAAGAGGCGAAGAGAGUCAGCAGAGAGGAAUGUUUACCACGGCCAGCAUUCUACAGUUCUCACUUUCUGGAAGGGCAGCCUGUGCCACUGUGUUUUUGCUCACCUACUACUUUGGAAUGGCUUCAUGUGUGUGGUGGGUGGUUUUGACGAUCACGUGGUUUCUAGCUGCUGGCUUGAAGUGGGGAAAUGAGGCGAUUUCAAAGUACACACAAGUAUUCCACUUUGUGGCCUGGGUACUUCCAGGCGUACAGACCGGAGUCGUUCUGAUGCUUCGAGCUGUGGAUGGUGAUCCAGUUGGAGGACUUUGCUAUGUUGGAUCUACAAGCGACAAUCACCUCAUAUAUCUCCUUCUCCUUCCACUGUGCACUUAUUUCUGUUUCGGCACCUUUUUUUUGCUGAGUGGCUUCGUAGCACUCUGCAACAUUCGGCGUGUCAUCAAAUUUCAGCCACGAGUAGGCACGGAUAAGCUCGAAAAGUUAAUGAUUAAACUAGGAAUUUUUGGACUUCUCUAUACUGUACCAGCAAUCGUUGUGAUUGCUUGUCUGGUCCAUGAACUUCGUUGGCGAAGAGUCUGGCAGCUGGGUGUUGCUUGCCGAUGUGAUUGGAGAGGCCCAGAAGGUGGAAGACGACUUCCUUUUGCUUGGAACCCUCCGACACCCGAAUACGCCAUUUACAUGCUAAAGUACUUUAUGUCCCUCAUUGUUGGCAUCACUUCAGGCUUUUGGAUAUGGUCUAGCAAAACUGUCGAUGCUUGGAAGAGUGUGUGUCGUGGAAGGAAGACAAAACCAUCCAGAGGUGCUGUUGCUCCAAUCAUAGAGAAGACGGCCACAAACUGGGCGUCCCUGAAUGCUCAACCUCAAUCACAGUUCUCACUCAAGAGCAUUCCUGAACGAAUGAGCGGUCAGGGCAACUUUUACGGAGCAAGCGGUGACCAAAGAACUAAUCCGUACUGUCCAGUUGUCCGGGCCUCCAGCUCGGGAAUAGGUGGAAGCAGUGGAACAGGAAGUGCUUAUGCCAAUACAACGUCCGUUGUAGAACAAAACUCCGCCAAUGUAAACCGAGCAUUCGUUUUCAAUAGUGGAGAUUUCACAACAACAAUGGCGCAAAGACCUGGGUUGUAUUGA
Molecule: messenger RNA, 2211 nt
Organism: Hydatigera taeniaeformis
Lineage: Eukaryota; Metazoa; Platyhelminthes; Cestoda; Cyclophyllidea; Taeniidae
Source: the annotation of a GenBank genome assembly